UGCGGAGGUCCUGACGGGAGACAGACGGACGGACAGACAGCGGGGAUCGAUAACAAACCAGACUCGGUGGAAAAUUAUGACUGCAACAAAAGGCAGCUAGCUGGCUUCUUAUCUUUUAGUUAGCCAGAAUCGGAGACGAGCAAAUCUCGACAGCUACGAGCAUGGAAAGAAAAGGUGUACCUGUUAAGCGCAUUCUCAACAAGCCCCAGAUAGUCCGCAGUCUGGGCAGCAGCCUUCACACAGAUGUAAAUGCCAGCCACUCCCGCGGUGGAUGGUCGCUCCUGACCAAAGUGCAGCGCAGCAGACACAAGAAUCUCUAUGACAUCAACCAUCAGAUCAGGGCCAAACCUGAUUUAAACACAACACUACCAGUUCGACAGACAGCAUCCAUCUUCAAACAACCAGUGACCAAGGUGACAAAUCAUCCCAACAACAAGGUGAAGACAGACCCGCAGAAGGCUGUGGACCAACCGAAACAACUGUUCUGGGAGAGGAAGUUGAGCGGAUUAAAUGCGUUUGAUAUCGCAGACGAGCUGGUGAAAACUAUGGAUCUUCCCAAAGGCCUACAAGGUGUCGGUCCUGCGUGUUCAGACAAAACGCUGCUUUCUGCCAUCGCCAGCGCUCUGCACACUAGCCCCGCCCCUGUCACUGGUCAGCUCACCGCUGCAGUGGAGAAAAAUCCUGGAGUGUGGCUCAACACAACACAACCUCUCUGCAAAGCCUUCGUUGUGACAGAUGAUGACAUCAGGAAGCAGGAGGACCUGGUGCAGAAUGUGAGGAGGCGGCUGGAGGAAGCCCUCACAGCUGAUAUGUUGGCUCAUAUAGAGGACACCGUUGCAGAGGCAGCAGCCAACAAAGUGGAGGAGAAGGUUGAGCAGGUGGACAAGGACGAAUUAUAGCCAAGGUUUGUUUGACACGAAGUUUGCUGGUAAACUCCCUUCGUUUUUAAAUAAUUGGCUCCAUGAAGAUUCUUUUAUACACUUUCAGCUGAAAUAGGUCCUAAAUGCAGAUAUUCUGCAGAUUCUGUUUAUCCAAUCAAAGACUGGUUUCUUUAUUUGUGUUGUUUUUUUUGUUUUUUUACAUGUGACAAUGUAAUCCUGAAAGGGUGUUUUGGGUUUUCAGUUCAUUUUUACCUCUUCUAUACUAAUGUAUGGCAACUUUCUUCAGACUAUCUAUACUGUUUAUGUUUUCACUAUCUCACCAUUGAUACUGUUAGAGUCAGAGGAAAUUACCGUUCCUACAGCAGUUUACGGCAGUUGUGGAUGAAGCUCCAUACAAUGCAGUGUUACGUUUUACAGCUGUUAAAGCUCAAAGUUAAAAACACAAACCCGGUGUGUGUGACUGACGUGCGUGUGUUGAAUGUAUCGGUUCAUGUUGACAUCUUAAAGUGUGUUUCUUUUUUUACAUGUUGCUCUUUUAUAUUUUACUCUGGCACUGUAGGUAGUGUGUUUAUGUUUGGAAACAUAGAAAGGGUGCAGUGUGUUUACAUGCAUGCAGCACUCUGGCGGCUGUGAAUACAUAUUAUCAUAUUUAGUUUGAUUAAAGGUUUUACAGCUCAGCCCAGUUUUAUUUCUCACCAUAUCCUGAGUGUACAUGGUUUUGAAGUUUAAGUCAUUGUAUUUGUACUUACAGAAGAAUGACCAGAACUGUCUUUCCGGCUACGUUUGAGUUUAAUCAGUAAAAAAAAAGGUGUGGACGCUGAGAAAAUACGAACACAAAUACAACACUGAUGUACCUCAUAACAAGAUGUACUGUACCUCAUUACAAGAUUCAUAAUUUGUCUCUGUACUGCUGUGUCACUGUCAAAUAAAUGCAGCUCUUUUA
Molecule: messenger RNA, 1824 nt
Organism: Plectropomus leopardus (leopard coralgrouper)
Lineage: Eukaryota; Metazoa; Chordata; Actinopteri; Perciformes; Serranidae
Product: methyl-CpG-binding domain protein 3
Biological process (GO): negative regulation of transcription by RNA polymerase II; DNA methylation-dependent constitutive heterochromatin formation
Cellular component (GO): nucleus
Molecular function (GO): methyl-CpG binding
Source: RefSeq, a predicted model, not a curated record